CGAAGCGCUGCAGGGGCCGGGAAGGGGUUAAGCCGGCGGGGGGGAAGGGGAGGGGGCGCGGGCCGCGCCUGCGCUCUGCCGCCCUCCAUUGUCUACACGGCUGCGAGGAGCGCCGGCGAGCGCAGCCCGGGACCUAGCGGGGCGGUGCGGCUGGCCGGCCGGCAGCAGCUGGAGCGAGAGCGCGACGUGACGCGACCGCGGCUUCCCGAGCUCCGCUUGGCCGCCCAGCACCGCAGCCAGCCCAAGGCCUGGAGGGGUCCGGGUCGCCGUCCACAGUCGCGGCGUCCUCAGGCGGGGGACGCGCCCGGAGCCCCCAGCCCUCCUCGCCUCCUCCUUUCGGGCCGGCGGCCUCCUCCGGCGUCUCCCCGCGCCCGCCUGCCGCCUCCCUCCCUUCUUCCCUGCGGCUCCCUCUGCUUUCGGGAGCCCGGGGGCGGCCUGUGGCGUUCCGAGCCUGCGCCGGACUGCGCCUCUUUGGACCUUGAGGGGAAACAUGCGCUUGGCUUGGAUCGUUUUAAAUUCUUAGUUUGGGAUCCCCGCCCGCCUGCCUCUUCCGCCCCGCGGGUUUUCUUUUCUUUUUUCUUUUUUUCCCUCCCGAUCUCCUUUUUGACUCCCAACCCCUUUAUGCUCGCCCAACCCUCCCCCUGCUGCUGAGAAGUGGGGGAGGGCUUUGGCCUCCAGGUUCCCGCCCCAUCGGGGCUCGGGCGAGCAUGGGGGGCAAGCAGAGCACGGCGGCCCGCUCUCGGGCCCCCUUCCCGGGGGUCUCCACUGAUGACAGUGCUGUGCCCCCGCCAGGAGGGGCGCCCCACUUUGGGCACUACCGGGCGGGCGGCGGAGCCAUGGGGCUGCGCAGCCGCUCGGUCAGUUCGGUGGCGGGCAUGGGUAUGGACCCCAGCACGGCCGGGGGGGUGCCCUUUGGCCUCUACACACCCGCCUCCCGCGGGACCAGCGAUUCCGACCGGGCGCCGGGCGGUGGAGGGUCAGCGUCGGAAUCCACUUAUGCCCAAGGCAAUGGUUACCAGGAGACGGGCGGCGGUCACCAUAGAGACGGGAUGCUGUACCUAGGUUCCCGAGCCUCGCUGGCGGAUGCUCUACCUCUGCACAUCGCACCCAGGUGGUUCAGCUCGCACAGUGGUUUCAAGUGCCCCAUUUGCUCCAAGUCUGUGGCUUCCGAUGAGAUGGAAAUGCACUUUAUAAUGUGUCUGAGCAAACCUCGCCUCUCCUACAACGACGACGUGCUGACUAAAGACGCGGGUGAGUGUGUGAUCUGCCUGGAGGAGCUGCUUCAGGGGGACACGAUAGCCAGGCUGCCCUGCCUGUGCAUUUAUCACAAAAGCUGCAUAGACUCGUGGUUCGAAGUGAACAGAUCCUGUCCAGAGCACCCGGCGGACUGACCCUGCUGGGCCUGCUUGCCGACUCCUCUCAGAGGCAGGCUCCCGGAGCGGCAUGCCAGAGCCUCCUGCGGAGUCUGUGAAGGAAGCCUCCGGAGGGAGACGACUCCACACCUUCUCUGCGCUUCUCAGGCGUCCACAUGCUGUCGCCCCUGUGGGCUCUGACCCUGCCAGGCCCCGUUCUGCAGCCGGCUUCUGUCAGGUGCUCUUUGAAGCCCCUGCUCUGCAAGGGCGUUGCAGGCCGGUGGGCAGAUGUGAGCUGAGGGACAGGCACGUUCGGCACGUCCAGAGAAACACCAGAGAAGAAUACGUGGGUCUGAGCCUGGGUCUUGGAGUCAGGCCUGAAGCAGAGACCCCAGGGACCAGUGAUCGCCGUGGCAGCCUCUAGAACAUGGACUCCGCACUGUCCGCACGUGGCUCCCCUGCUUCUCGGCAGAAUGGCUUCAUUUGUCUGAACUUCAGAUUCCUUGCAUGGGGACCAGGCCAUGCAGCUCAAAGGUCAUGGUGAGGGUCAGGAAGUCUGCCCAGAAGCCCCUGGCACACGCAUAGCAGGCUCCCUCGGAGCCUCGUCACUGCAAAGAGCAUUGUUCUAUUCACAGCACCGCCUGCUUCUGCCUGGCAACUGUGUCUCCCUGUUCUAUAUUUAAUUUCUCCAGCAAAGCUGGCCCUGACGAAGAUCUCCUUGUCUGACCCCUGGGCCUGCAGGCAGAGGGCUGUAUGCCCACCUCAGUUGCUUAGGCCUGGAGUCCUUGGCAGCAUCCUGGCUGAACUGAGUGGUUGUGAGCCAGGUGGGACCGGGCUGGAGCCCAUGCCAGGUGCUAUUCCAGGCUCCUGGGGCUGAUGUUAACCACACCCCCACCCAGUGACUUUCACUCCCACCUGGCACACCGCAGUCCUCCAAAUUCAGACCUAGACUGCCAACUCCUAGGGGUGGGGUGGGUGCCUGGGUGUCCCAGGUAGAGCUGGUAUCUGUCCUCUUCCAUCUGGACAGCUCUCGCCCCUUGGAGGGGAGGGGAUGGUGAGGAGCUGGGAGGUAGGCUCCACCCACUCCCUUUGUGGGGCUUCCUGGACCAGAGCACCUCACUGGUAUAAAAUCACCUAGUGGCAUUUAAUGUUCAGGUUUUUAAGAGAAUGUCCUUAUUCUUAGGAGAAAGAUGGUGAAUUAUGUAGGCAAAUGAUGCCAAGAAAUAUGUUAAUUUCAAAUGGCUUUCUUCAAAAUACAGCAAAUAGGACAAAAAUAUUCAUUGUUGACUCUU
Phyllostomus hastatus (greater spear-nosed bat) is the source of this 2644-nucleotide messenger RNA. RefSeq names its product zinc and ring finger 1 (gene ZNRF1). The transcript is spliced from 5 exons. NCBI's taxonomy places the organism in Eukaryota, Metazoa, Chordata, Mammalia, Chiroptera, Phyllostomidae. The record is from RefSeq and is a predicted model, not a curated record. The coding region runs from base 708 to 1391 and encodes 227 amino acids.